This is a messenger RNA of Labeo rohita (rohu), 4019 nucleotides long. RefSeq names its product EF-hand domain (C-terminal) containing 1 (gene efhc1). Gene Ontology annotation, molecular function: alpha-tubulin binding. Gene Ontology annotation, biological process: mitotic spindle organization; cilium-dependent cell motility; mitotic cytokinesis. Lineage: Eukaryota; Metazoa; Chordata; Actinopteri; Cypriniformes; Cyprinidae. Gene Ontology annotation, cellular component: axoneme; mitotic spindle. The record is from RefSeq and is a predicted model, not a curated record. The transcript has 10 exons. The coding region runs from base 2086 to 3789 and encodes 567 amino acids.
UGAGAUAAAAUGUUGAAAUUACCUUUUUUAAUCCCAUGCCGGAAAUAAAAUUCCAUAAACAUAAACUAACAAUAAACAGUAUUUUUUAUUAAUUAAUGUUAAUUAAGAUUAAUGAAUACUGUAAGAAAUGUAUUGGACCUAAUUAUAAAAUGUUACCAUUUUUCUUCGUUUUUUUAACACUAGAUCAUUUAAUUAUUUAUCAUCAUUUUAAACAUGACAGGCUUCUUUUGAUCUGCUUGUGCUGUGCUUUCUUUAAAAAUAAAUGCAACUUGGCUUGAUAUUUUAUUUUCAGAUGCAAUGACAUUCGUGCAUCUUUAAGAGUGACUUAAGUGUCCAAAUAUUUUUUUGAUAUUUUAUAUAUAUUUAGACAUGCUGUAAAAUCAUCUCAGCCUUUAUGAAAUUUAUUUUGAUAUUUAAAUAGUUUUUGAUACCACUAUUUUUUUUUGGAUGAAAUAUUUUUUAUACUGUGGCAAAGCUUGCCUGAUUGCUCAGGGAUGCAAUCCAAGUGUUCUGUGUAUAAUCUUCUGUUCUUAAAGGGGAUGAGAGAGACAUUCAAAUGUUCCUGCAUAGAUGCAAACACAACCUCAAAGAGGUUCUUAUAGGAUCAUGAUGCACAUCAACGUCGUGCCUUAAACACAAGACACAUCUGCCAACACAGCUAAUCACUCAAUGACUUUAUGCAGCGCUUUCUGAUUGUUACAACUGUGGUUAAUGUGUUUCUGUUACAUGAUAAUAAGACUCAGAUUUAAUGCUGAUGAUAUGAAACCCUAAAUAACAUACUUUCCAUUCUUAAAAAUAAAGGUUUUCAAUGGAGCUUCUUCUUAUUAAGAACUAUUUAUGGCUAUGUAAGGUUCAUGAGUUGGCUAUAUAUAUAUAUUUUUUGGAAAUUAAAGUUUUUGAUGUUCUAUUAUAGGUUCUUCAGAUCCAUGUUUUGGUUUCCAGAUUCUUUAAAACAUCAGUAAAAGAUUUCUAAAUAACUAAAAACUUAUUAGUAGGCAUCAAGAUGUUACUACAGGCAGGUGAACAAGCUAAUAUUUACUUUACUCAAAUUUGAGGUUGCAUUAAGAUUUUUAAAUGUUUGAAUAAAGUAGGCAACAUAUAAUAUAUUUAAUAUAUUAAAAGUAAUUUUUGUGAUUUAAGAUAUUUAAUCAAAUUAACCAUACUCUUCAACGCGAAAGCAAGCAUAUGGGCGGGACUUCCGGUUUAUUUGCCGCAAUAUUGAAAUAACAAGAAUAACAACGUGCAGUAAAUGGUAAAACUGUUUGCACUACAAACCAAUGUGUUCAUAAUUAUGAUAAUACAUUAAAAUAAUAUGAUAAGACACACCAAUUCGCAUUGUCAAGCAGCAAAACCAUCUGUUUUGUACCUAAAAAUAGCUGGAGGCAGAUGAGACCGGAAACCACACCCAUAAACUGUACAAAUAUCCGCGCUCACUCUAACGUGAAAAAUCCAUUAAAUGUUGUACUAAAUAAUUUUUAGCAAUCUUUAGGCUUUCUAAAAUUAAAUAUUUCUAAAUAUAAUUUUAAAAAAUAUGGCUAAGCAAAUGUAUUAUCCUAUCAUUUAGUUUGCUACCUCUAUGCAAAACCUUUAUUUUUAAGAGUCCAUUCCCACACAGAGAUCCUUUAAUAUGUAAUAUUUAAGUUUUUUUUAUUCAAAGCAAACCAAAACAUGAAGUGCCUCGACGUUUGUAUGCAUGUGGAUGUUUGUUUGAGCUCUAAAUAUUGUACAGCAGCAGGAUGUUUGUGUUGUAAGCGCUCUCAAAUUUGUUUUCAAGUAAUAUUUCCGCAUGUUUUUUAUAGGAAUAUCAGCUCAUGUGCAGAGCAGGACCCGUGGGAGGUUUUGUUUUGGUUGUUAUGGAGCAUUAAAUAAAAACUGCAUUGACUAAACUGAGCGUGUAGCGCCGCAUGUUGGUGAAUCAAAUGAAUUGUUUACAUCACCAUGACAGCCGCUAGUGUUUGUGGUCUCCAUGGAGACCGUUAUAAAUAAACCUCCUCAGGGAAGCAAGACAGUCCCGUGAGAGAACAACUUACCUCAUUUUAUUUACUCAGAUCUUUAUUUGAAGAUACAUUUAAUUAACAAGCUAUUAUGUCUAUUAACACAAGACACGGGCUCCCUUUCCUGCCAGGAAACACUUUUCGGGAUUUAACGAAAUCCGCUUUCCACAGAGCUCAGACUCUUGAUUAUAAGAACGGUUACGCUCUGCCCCGGCGCCCCGCGGUCGGUACCGGACAAGAUCCGCUGCUGUCGGUGAACAUCAGUCACAGCGAGAGGAACCAGUUGAUCAGAGACAUCCCGAACCUCACCUAUGGGACCGACACACACCGACCCCUACAGCUCGACUUCAUACCGGCACACGCUGCUUAUGACAAGAAGGUGCUGCGCUUCUACGGUUACUUCCGUCAGGAAGUAUUGCACUCCCCAGAUGAGCAUUUCCGCAUUCGUCCGGUGGUGAUAUAUUAUCACCUAGAGGAUGACAGCAUGUGUGUGACCGAGCCACCGGUGGAAAACUCAGGAAUUCCACAGGGGAAACUGAUCAAACGUCAGAGACUGACUAAAAACCAGCAUGGAGAUCUGUACCACUGGAAAGACCUCAACGUCGGGAUGGACAUGAGUCUGUUUGAAACGGUCUACAGGAUAACACACUGUGAUCCCUUUACACAGGAGUUCAUGGAGAGUCAGGGAAUAGUACUAAAUGAGUCGGAGUCCAUCCCCAGUGACCCGUACACUAUCCGGCGCGCUCAGGCACAACAAACACACGUCAUACCCUACGACCACAACCAUCAGUUGGAGCGCUUCCUCACCCUGGAUCGACAGGUUCUGCGUUUCUAUGCGCUCUGGGACGACUCGGACUCACUCUAUGGGGAGAAACGGCCUGUAACGUUGUAUUACUAUCUGGUGGAUGAUUCUGUUGAAAUUUGCGAACAUCAUGAGGCCAACAGCGGCCGGGACCCAUUCCCAGUGCUGUUCCGCAGACAGAAGAUUCUCAAAAACAUCAAAUCAACCUGCGAGCCUUUUCCCAGGUGUGUUCUGGAAGUUUCUCCACAAGACGUGAAGGAUUAUUUUUCUCCUCAAGACUUCAGGGUCGGUGAGGAGGUCACGCUGAUGGGGAGGCGCUUCCUGCUGUAUGACUGUGACGACUUUACCCGCAAAUACUAUGAACAGAAUCACCCCGACAUCUUGCUCAAACCAUUCACUGUAGACACCAGAACACAGCAAGACAUCAAGAGGGUGAUUCCUCCGUAUAACGGCUUCGGUUCGCUGGAGGACUCGCUACAGAACUGUCUGUCCCUGAUUCCUGAACCUCCCAAGAAAGACGUGAUUAAACUGCUGGAGAACGACAACAAAGUCCUGCGUUACGUCGCACGGCUGGAUUCCCAGAAUCCCCUGGAUGAGGGCCGACGCUUCAUUCUGUCUUAUUACCUGUCUGAUGACAUGAUCAGCAUCUUUGAGAAAUCAACACGGAAUUCCGGCAUCAUCGGAGGAAAAUUCCUAGAGAAGACUCGUGUCCCCAAACCAGGAAGCUCUGUGGAAAACCCGGAAUACUACGGACCUGCGGACUUCUCCAUUGGAGCGACUGUGGAGGUGUUUGGUCAUCGGUUCGUCCUGACGGAUGCUGAUCGUUAUGUGUUGAGUUAUCUGGAGUCACUGUCCCAUCACAUCCCUGAACACACGCUUUCUUCGCUGAGGCGGAAGUUUGGAGUCAGUCAAAGCUUAGACCAGGAGGAACAACAACCUACAAUGCUACAAAAAGGUGAGACUGAUGGAGCUGCGCUCAUCCUCCAGAGCUGAAAUCUGCUCUAUUAUGCUUCCCAUCGUCACAAAAUACCGACAGAUCGUUAAAUCAUCAGUGAAAUCUUUUUUUUUCCAUGUUUGUGCUUUUUUGUGAUGUUAAUGUACAAUAAAGACUGAAAGAAGGAAAACAAGGAUUUGUGAAACGAAUGAAUAUUUUUAAGGCUCAUUUAUGUACAAUUUGACUAUUUAUAAACAUGUCUACAUCCUAUUUCACCACAAAAUUAGAA